This is a messenger RNA of Plectropomus leopardus (leopard coralgrouper), 5034 nucleotides long. It is a transcript of the gene mfsd13al, whose product is annotated as major facilitator superfamily domain containing 13a-like. NCBI's taxonomy places the organism in Eukaryota, Metazoa, Chordata, Actinopteri, Perciformes, Serranidae. The record is from RefSeq and is a predicted model, not a curated record.
CAGAAAUCGAGUUUGACAGGUUUUCAGUGAAGUUUACUUUAAUGUCACUCAGCGUCGACUAAUAUUUAAAAAGUGACUCGAGUCGAGGAAUAUCGUGACACGAGGACAUCGUGAAAAUGAGACAGCUAGAACGAGGACAAGCUCGAUAAUGAGCGCUUUUUAUUGACCAACUUCAGUAGCUGUUAGCAAUGCUAAACAACAGCAGCGUAACAUAGUGAUUACCAGCGGCAACAUAUUCUCGCUCCAGCUGGUUAGACAGACAGGUUGUUGCCUUGGUUGUUACCUGAGCUGUCAUGGAGAAAUAUGCUCCUGGAAGAGUGAAUGCAGCCCGACACCUGAGAAACCUUGGGCUCGAUCCCGCGGCUGUGGCUUACUCCAUGACCACUCUGGGAGCGAGCAUGAUAAACAACAUAUUCAGCUUCUACUAUGUCAAACUCUUCCUCAAUAAGUACAAAAUAUCAGAGGGGGCUUUCCACCAAUCACAAGUGGUGUACAUGGUGUGGAAUGCAGUCAAUGACCCUCUCUUUGGCUACCUGCAAGAUAACUCCAAGGUACCCUGCUGCUCUCAGCGACGUCUCUCCAUCCUGUACGGCGCUCCCCUCUACUCACUGGCUUUUCUUCUAGCCUGGUUCCCAUGGCAGACCUACGCCCCCGGUGAUUGGCUGAGCGGCUUACACUUGAUGGUGACGCUAUGUGCUUUUGACGGCAUGCUGACGUUUGUCCUGCUGGCGCAAUGUGCAUUGUUUGCGGAAAUUUCCAGCCACCACCAGAGCCGAAUAAGACUUGUAAAGUAUAGCCAGGUGGCCUCUCUCAUUGGCUCUUCCAGUGUCCUCUUCUGUGGUGUGCUGUCCAGAAACAUGGAGGACUUUGCAUCUUUCCAAGCCUUUAUGGUGCUGAUUGCUAUCCUGAGCUGCAGCUGCAUGCUCUACACGGGCCUCCACAGUGAGAGCCGCUUUGAUAGCAAGGCAUCUGAAUCAGAUGAAACAGAGUUUGCUGACCAGACUUCCCAGUCAGCGAUGUCCUUCUCCAUAUUAAAAACGUUGAUUUGCCAAAUUCUGAGCAACAGGGACUUCCAGCUUUUUGUGCUCAUGAACUUCUUCCAGGUUUUUGUGAUAGCUUUCUUUAAUAAUUUUACUUUGAUAUUUGCUGAGCACUUGAUUCCUCCAGAUGUGCUUCCGUCACUUGCCAAGAGCAUUAUGUAUGGAGCGGGAUUCAUCUGUCCACAGCUGUUAGUGUUGAGCUCUCAGAGGCUGCUCCACGAUCUUGGCUACUACAAAAUCAUACUGUACGCUUUCUACGUGGAGGCUGGAAUGGCAGCGGUUAUGCUCACACUCGGUCCUCAGCACUACUUUAUCCUGGCAUUUUUCCUCACCGCCAACAUGGUCUUAAUUCAGGCAGCCUUCAGUCUUUUUUCCUUGCCUUUGGCUGACAUCAUUGACACAGACAUGCAGCAGUACAAGCGCAGUUCCCCUCUCUCCUCCAUGGUGUUUGGAACAAAUGCUCUGUUCACUAAGCCGGCUCAGUCUCUGGCCCCUAUGAUAGUGAUCAGUGUCCUCAACCAGUUUGGAUAUGAACAACUGAAGGAUGCUGGAAAGUAUACAAAUCCAAGUGCUGCGGAGAGCCUCCACACUGUCAUGUUCUACUUGGUGUGUCUGGUGCCCAUGUGUGUCGCUGGUCUGCAAGCUCUUGCUUGGAGGCCGUUCUCCAUACGCAACAGUCACACAGUUGACACGAAGUACGUUGACAGCUAACUUCAAUAUUUUCAGCAUUCAAGGGAAGCUGGUGGGAUUUGGUGAAAAGUGUAUUGCUAAGUACGAGAUUAUAUUAAAAGUAAUGUAAAUAUUUCUGUAUAUUUAAGGGAAAUCUGUUUAAAGAGGGAACAAUCUAUUCUUGCAAACCCUUCCUGGAUAACUGGACCAAACAUAACAGGGAUCAUGUGUCUUUAUAUUCCUUACAAUUCUCUUCCUCGACAAAAUCACAUUCUCAGACGUGUUAAAUGUCAGACAAUUUGCCUAGUAACUGACCUCAGCAGCUAAUUAGUAGGAACAUCCUGUAUGAUGGCUGCACUCUUUAAAAAAAGACCAUUUCCUCAGAGGGUGUGUGAAAAAUAUUGUUUUGUUUUUAAUAGGGGAACUGUACUUGUUUCUAACAUCCAAGCUGAAUGUAAAUUAGAAAGCUGCUACAGAAAUUGUCCUGCAGCUGCAACCUGAAACAGUCAACCGAAACAGAAGUGAUACAUACUGGCAGUGCGAAUUAAGAGUGGCUGUCUUUUAUAAACUAUAACAUUAACAUCCAAUUUAAAAAAAAUAGCUGCAGCAGCUAAAGGUCAUGGCUCCUGAACCAGGACCGAGUCUGAAUAUUUAAUGACUGUAGACUGACUUCUUACGACCUCCUCUGUAGAACCACAUUUUGCCACAUCAUAUGUUAUCAGGAAGUUAUAGGUACAAAAAUGUAAAAUAUAAACUUGGAUUUUUUCAUCAAGGAUUUUCACAUCCCGGGGUUGAUUUUGGUUGUAUGCUUAAGGGCAUCGUAUCUGAGUACACAACAAAAAAAAGACACCACACCUCUGUUAUAUGCAUCCUCAACAGCACUCCAUUAAACUUGGUUACAGCCUUUACAUUGCAGCACAAAUUGCAGCUGUAACUAAAGCCAUACCCCAGAGUGCAAUAAUUCACAUUUUGUAUGGCCUUAUAUUUGUGUUUUAUUGUAAAUUUAAACUUGUACUUGAGUAACAUUGAAGGUUAAAGGCCCUGUUUAAAUUAUCUAUAGCAUUUGGUGCAUGACACAAGUGCAUUUACGGUGUGUCCAACUCCACUUUUGUGGUUGUAUUUAGUCAUUUAAUCCAUCAUAGGUGUGUUUCAGGUGCAAUAUGAAUUUAUAUUGUCAUCUCCCAUUCCCUUUAAAUGCCAGUAACCUAGAUUCGGUAAACUGGAGAAGCAAGCAGUUUUCUGCUCAAAGUAAUGCAAUAAGACUAGUAAUGUAUUGGACAUUUAAGGAGCAAAACUAAAAACUGAAGUAAUAAACUUGACAGAGGAAACAGAACAAAACUUUAAGUUCUGAAAUAUCCAAUGAAGUUUACGCUGGCCCUUGUGCAUGAAUGUGCACCGCUUCUCUAUUAAAGGGGAGGCAGACAGUUGCUCUGCUCUGCUCUGCUCUCUGCUGUGUUCACAUUUUGAAGGAUGUAAUUAUUUUCCUCAUUAAUGAAAUCUUAUUUUACCCACCCGCAACCCAUCAGUGCAUCCCUGUGUGUGUAACAAGCAAACUAUACGCAUGUUGUGACCCCGCCUAUGUGGCCACAUAUUACUAUUUGAAUAACGUGCCCUGUAAAUAGCAGGACUAUACUGCGCUAUAGACAUUAGACCAGGUUUUUCUUAGUCAGUGGUGCAGUUGUGUUUUGUUGCCAAAAAAUAGCAGUACACCAACACUGCACCUGACCACACCUCAUUUUAAGACUCACACACCCAUGGGUGCACAGAUGUGUGCAAGACAAUUUGCUAUUUACACAACAUCAGGGGUGGCUGUGAAAAUGAUAAGUGCAUUAGUCUAAAAUUAGCAAUGACAGUUAGGCUAUGCUUAUGCAGCACCUUGAGACAAGUGUAAAAUAGGUCCCUAAACAUUUUGAGCCAAGCUUACAAGCUUUAAGUGAUAUUUCAGAUUUUUGGAAGUGGGGUUGUAUGAGGUACAGUAGAUAUCAGGCGGCAUGCCAACAGUUUUGAGAAGCAGGCUGGAGUCCGACACAGAAACUAAGCAAUGUACUGCUGGAUCAGAUCAGAUCAGAUUGGAUGGAUCAGCAAUAAAACCUAUUUUAGCCACCUUAAAAAAAAAAUCAGUAUCUGUUUAAGUGUUUGCUAUAUUUAGGAUAUUUCACUGCUUUGCCUUGUUGUCAGACAGUGAUUUCCAAUAGGAAAAUAAAGCAGUUACAUUGCUUUCUGCAAAACCAGACAGAGAAAAACAGUGAUUUAACAUUGCUGAACAUAGGAGAUCCUGGUCUACUGCUUCAUCCAUUAGUUUGUGUUAUUUUGUGACUUGGGUGUUUAAAAGGGCUAGUUUGGAUUUACUUAAGUCACACAAUAACACAAACUAACUGAUCGUGGUCAUGGUAGACCAGACGCUCCCGUGUUCAGUGUGCUUUUUCUCAGUGGAGUGUGGUGGUUCUGCAUGGAGUAUAGAUAGGAAACUGAAGCUGGCCUUCCUGAAAUAAAUAAAAUACGUGUUGUUGCUGACCACAAUCCACAGCUGUAAAUUGCUUAGCUUCCUGCUUCCCCGAACUGGGGGCAGGUUGUCUUACAUCUACUAUAUGUAACACAAAAACUAUGAAAAAGUACCUCAUACAACCCUAUUUUAAAAAAAACUGAACUAUCCCUUUAAAGUUACAGAAAGGAGUAAUGAUUACCUUUAUUACCAGAAAAGUAAUAAUUCACACAGACUCAGACUGAACUAAGGAUGGUCAAGCAAAUGGUACUGUAUAAACCCAGAGGUUCAUAUAACAGCUUUUAAUGUGUAAAAAUGCACAGUCAAUGCAAACACCUACUUUGACUUCAUAGGCAAUGUAUAAGUACAUUCUAAUGUUGUGGUGGUAUUCUUUCUGAGGGUAUUUACACUGUACAAACAUAUAAGGAAGUCAAUGUACAGAACAUGACACAACAAGAUGUCUCAAACAUUUUAGGCUUGUAAUUAUUGCCUAACUGUGAGUUUUAUUGUAAGCUGAAAAAUGAUUAGAUCUUUCCUUUCUUGACGUGACAAUAUCUACAAUAUUCUGUAUGAUUUAUUACUUAUUUUUAAUGUGCCUCUUUUGGCAUUACUUUUUAUAAGGAUAAACUUAAAAUCAAAUGACGUGAAUGUGAAAUUCUGUUUCAGUACUAUAUGUUUUUGAUUAAAUAUUCUACAUAACUGUUUUCAGAAUGUUGAUACAAGUUUGUAAUUUCCUUAUUUUUUUGGAAAAGCGUUGGUUUACAAUUAGGUAAUCUUGAUAUCUUAUAAUCAAAAUAGUACCUUGAAACCUCUAAAGAGAAGUGAGACUGUUGUCUAAGAAGC